Messenger RNA from Drosophila persimilis, 1172 nucleotides. Its product is annotated as JNK1/MAPK8-associated membrane protein. The record is from RefSeq and is a predicted model, not a curated record. The transcript has 6 exons. Gene Ontology annotation, molecular function: ubiquitin protein ligase binding. NCBI's taxonomy places the organism in Eukaryota, Metazoa, Arthropoda, Insecta, Diptera, Drosophilidae. Gene Ontology annotation, biological process: response to unfolded protein. The coding region runs from base 117 to 1028 and encodes 303 amino acids. Gene Ontology annotation, cellular component: membrane.
AAGUAUUUAAUAAGCCAGUAGAAAAUUGAUUCAUUAAUCGGAUACAAUUAUAUGAGCAGGGCUGAGAGAUCUAUCUAGCUUAUUCCAAUCUAACUAAAUGGCCGUGGUUCUAUAAAAUGUACGACGCUUUGGAACGAUGCCCGGGCGCUUACUGUGGGCGGUCCUAUAAUAAUGAUAAUGACACUUGGAGCAACUGCGGUGUCUGUCCCAGAGGAUCCCGGGUGAACGAGAGCUAUGCCUGUUCGCCAUGUCGCGACGAAUUGAGUACAUAUUCGUGGCUCUAUCUGGGCUUUAUGACGAUGCUGCCGCUCAUGAUGCACUGCUUCUUCAUUGACAUGGACGCCAAGGACCGCAAGUUUUCGCGGAAGCAGCUAAUCUUAACAGCCAGCGCGUUUGUAGAAAUAGCUCUAUCUGCCAUUUUGGCCACAUUGUUCAUGGAGCCUAUGUGGGAGCUCCGAUUGUACGCGUGCGAGGUGCGGAAGCUCACCGACUGGUACACACUGUUCUACAAUCCCAGUCCCAACUACGAGGCCCGCGUCUAUUGCACUCAAGAGGCUGUCUAUCCGCUGCAAACUAUUGUGCUGGUAUUUUACUUUCUGUGUCUGGUGACAAUGUUUCUUAUACGGCCCGCAGUCUGCAAACUUUUGGAUGUGAGGGGCAAAAGCAAGGCGCCCAUUUAUUCCGCGCUCUACUUCCUACCUUUGCUCACCUUUGUCCAUGCCCUGGGCUGUGGCCUGAUUUACUACUCCUUUCCGUAUCUUAGCGUGGCCAUUUCUAUGGUGGCCAAUGCCAUACACUAUUCCCUCAAACUGGACCAAACCCUUAAGGCACUCGUCUGCUCCUCAGUAUGGGAAUUGAAGAAUGUGGUCAUCAUAUCUGUCCAUUGGCUUUUGUUGGCUUAUGGGAUAUCUUCGCUCAACUAUCACUAUGCAUUCCUGUGUCUUGUGCCGUUUCCAACGCUGUUCUACAUCCUGACUGUGCGUUUCACCGAUCCUGGCGAGUUCCGGGAGCUGGAGUCGAGAAUUUGAUGCGGCAACGUACAAAUGCAGAUCUUUCACACCCGCGGGACCACCAGACGGUCGACUGUUGUUAUCUAUGUAUAGUAUGUAGUGCGUGUGCUCGUGUGCGUGUCAUUUAAUUUAUUUUUGCACUUAGCAUGUACGUAAUUAGUA